GUACAAAGAGGACGGUAAGAAGGAGAUGAACAUCAGCCUGUACUCCUUACUGCCUGAAACCAUGGAGACUCAGCACGCUAAAGAGGUGUCAGACCUGCAGAGUGAGGUGAAGUAUAAAGAGGGUCUGAAGCAGAAGAUUCAACACAGUUUGUACCAUCAGCUUCCAGAGACCACAGAGACUCAGCUGGCCAAGCAGCUGUCGGAGCUGCAGAGCGAGACCAAGUAUAAGGAAGCAGGAAAGAAGGAGACCAGCAGCUGCCUGUACUCUCUGCUGCCCGCAACCCUGGAGACUCAGCACGCCAAGGAGACGUCGGAGAUGCUGAGCGAGGUGAAGUACAGGGAGAGUGGGAAGAAGGACAUGUCCAACAGCAUCUACUCUACGAUGUCUGACACCCCAGAAACCUGCUUUGCCAAGGAGAUGAGGGACGUGCUGAGCCAGACUAAAUACAAAGAGAAGGGGAUGAAGACUCUCUGUCAGACUCUUUACAGCCAGCUGCCAGAAACCGCUGAGACUCAGUUCGCCAAAAACGUCGCUGAGCUGCAGAGCCAGACAAAGUACAAUAAAGGAAAGGAGAACUUGUCGAGCUCUCUGUACUCCACUCUGCCAGAGACUCUGGACACGCUGCACGCCAAAGAGGCCGCUCAGCUGCAGAGUCAGCUGAAUGACAGAGCGGCGCUGAAGAAAGACCUCUCUUCGAGUCUGUUCCAUCAGCUGCCAGAGACUUUGGAGACAGCCUAUGCUAAAGAGGUCUCUGAGCUGCUCAGUGAGGUGAAGUACAAAGAGGACGGUAAGAAGGAGAUGAGCAUCAACCUGUACUCCUUACUGCCUGAGACCAUUGACUCUCAACACGCUAAAGAGGUGUCAGACCUGCAGAGCGAGGUGAAGUAUAAAGAGGGUCUGAAGCAGAAGAUUCAACACAGUUUGUACCAUCAGCUUCCAGAGACCACAGAGACUCAGCUGGCCAAGCAGCUGUCGGAGCUGCAGAGCGAGACUAAAUACAAGGAGGCCGGCAAAAAGGAGGUGAGGACGAGUCUGUACUCGCUGCUGCCUCAAACCAUGGAGACGCAGCGAGCCAAGGAAGCUUCAGAGCUGCUCAGUGAGAUCAAGUAUAAGGAAAGUGGGAAGAAGGAGCUGUCCAGCUCCCUGUACCACACGCUUCCAGACACUUUAGAAACCGCAUUUGCCAGAGAGGUGACGGACAUGCUGAGCGAGAGCAAAUACAAGGACGGGAAGAAAAACCUGGCUCAGAGUUUUUACUCUCAACUGUCCCAAACUGCAGAGACUCAGUUCGCUAAGACAGUUUCUGAGCUGCAGAGCGAGGUGAAGUAUAAAGAAGCUGGAAAGAAAGAAGCAAUAAACUCCAUGUACUCGACGCUACCCGAGACUCUGGAAACCAAACACGCUAAAGAGGCGUCUGAGCUGCAGAGCCAGCUGAAGUACAGGCAGAGUCGAAGCGCAGAAGGACCCAGCCUUUACCAUCACAUGCCGGAAACCAUCGACACUCAGUUUGCCAGAGAGCAGAUGGAGGUUCUCAGUGAGGUCAAAUACAAGGAAGACGGCAAAAAGGAUCUGAGUGUCAGUCUGUAUUCUGUGCUUCCUGAAACCCUGGAAACGCAGCGCGCCAAAGAGCUGAGCGAGAUGCUGAGUGAGGCGAAAUACAAAGAAGACAGUAAGAAGCAGAGCUCAGCGUCUUUGUACCACCAACUACCUGAAACUCUGGAGACGCAGCACGCCAAAGAGGCUGCACUGCUGCAGAACCAGCUCCUGUACAAAGAAGCUGUGAAGAAGGAGUUGUCACGUCCGGUUUACCACCAGCUUCCUGAGACCCUGGAGACCCAGUUCGCUCGGGAGGUCACCGACUUACAGAGUCAA
Molecule: messenger RNA, 1873 nt
Organism: Oryzias melastigma (Indian medaka)
Lineage: Eukaryota; Metazoa; Chordata; Actinopteri; Beloniformes; Adrianichthyidae
Product: nebulette
Biological process (GO): cardiac muscle thin filament assembly
Cellular component (GO): Z disc
Molecular function (GO): actin filament binding
Source: RefSeq, a predicted model, not a curated record